Lottia gigantea (owl limpet) is the source of this 456-nucleotide messenger RNA. RefSeq lists its product as hypothetical. Lineage: Eukaryota; Metazoa; Mollusca; Gastropoda; Lottiidae. The transcript has a single exon. The record is from RefSeq and is a predicted model, not a curated record. The annotation marks the transcript as partial. Gene Ontology annotation, cellular component: centrosome; cytoplasm. Gene Ontology annotation, biological process: cytoplasmic microtubule organization; cytoskeleton-dependent intracellular transport. Gene Ontology annotation, molecular function: dynein light intermediate chain binding; microtubule binding.
AUGUCAACUAAGGAAGGAAUUAAGUUGGAUCACCCAUUGAUACACUGGGUAAAAGCAGUGUAUGGUGAUGGUAGACAGAUACGCUUUAGUGAUUUAUUUGAUGGUGUUUUACUAAAUGAUUUGAUGUGUAUUGUUGAUCCAAGACCAGAUGACAAUAUAGUGUGCAAAGAUGUUAGUGAUUUCAAUACACGGCUAUUUAAUUGGGAUUUGCUGUUAAAAAGUAUACAGGCAUAUUAUAAAGACGUACUUCAAGUCUAUUUAUUUGUGGCAGCCCCUGACAUAUAUUUGAUUUCACGUGAACCUGAGACAGAAGCUAGUUUUAAAGAAGUUUGUAAAGUGUUGCUGCUUAUACUGGGAUGUGCAGUUCAAGGUGAACAAAAAGAAGACUUUAUAUUUAAUAUUAAACAGCUAGAUGUGACAGUUCAACAUGAUAUAGUGACUUAUAUUCAAGAAAUA